Molecule: messenger RNA, 1585 nt
Organism: Grammomys surdaster
Lineage: Eukaryota; Metazoa; Chordata; Mammalia; Rodentia; Muridae
Gene: Pdxk
Product: pyridoxal kinase
Exons: 11
Coding region: 130-1068 (312 amino acids)
Biological process (GO): pyridoxal 5'-phosphate salvage
Cellular component (GO): cytosol
Molecular function (GO): pyridoxal kinase activity
Source: RefSeq, a predicted model, not a curated record
GCGGGCAGCGCAUCCAAGCCCAGCGCCUGCGCGUACUUAAACGCACUCGGAGCAGAGACCGAGCGAGCGGCCUGAACAGUCCCAGCUUGUGACACCAUCUGGACCACGCGCCACUACAAGCUUCCCAGCAUGGAGAGCGAAUGCCGGGUGCUCUCCAUCCAGAGCCAUGUUGUCCGCGGCUACGUGGGCAACAGAGCGGCCAUGUUCCCUCUGCAGGUUUUGGGAUUUGAGGUUGAUGCCGUGAACUCUGUGCAGUUUUCAAACCACACAGGCUAUGCCCAUUGGAAGGGGCAGGUGCUGAAAUCCCAGGAACUGCACGAGCUGUAUGAAGGCCUCAAGUUGAACAGUGUCAACAAGUAUGACUACGUGCUCACUGGUUACACGAGAGACAAGUCCUUCCUGGCCAUGGUGGUGGACAUCGUGCAGGAGCUGAAGCAACAGAACUCUCGACUCGUGUACGUGUGUGACCCUGUGAUGGGAGACAAAUGGAACGGGGAAGGCUCCAUGUAUGUUCCCCAGGACCUCCUCCCCGUGUACAGGGACAAAGUGGUACCCGUGGCAGACAUCAUCACUCCCAACCAGUUUGAGGCUGAGUUGCUGAGUGGCAGAAAAAUCCACAGCCAGGAAGAAGCAUUCGAGGUGAUGGACUUGCUGCAUGGUAUGGGUCCUGACACCGUGGUCAUCACCAGCUCUGACCUACCCUCCCCACAGGGCAAGGACUACCUGAUCGCGCUGGGCAGCCAGAGGAUAAGGAAGCCUGAUGGCUCCAUGGUAACCCAGCGCAUCCGGAUGGAGAUGCACAAGGUGGGCGCCGUCUUCGUGGGCACUGGGGACCUCUUCGCGGCCAUGCUUCUGGCGUGGACACACAAGCACCCGGACAAUCUCAAGGUGGCCUGUGAGAAAACAGUGUCUGCCAUGCAGCACGUCCUGCAGAGGACCAUCCGGUGUGCAAAAGCCGAAGCAGGAGAAGGACAGAAGCCCAGCCCGGCUCAGCUGGAGCUGAGGAUGGUCCAGAGUAAAAAGGACAUUGAGAACCCCGAGAUCGUCGUGCAGGCCACCGUGCUGUGAGGGCCAUACACACUCGCCCUAACGUGCAGCGAGCUGAGGUGUCUGUCUUCAUCCCUGUGAAAAGCUGUAAACGUCUGCCUUAGAGCCGUGACUGAAACUUGACAUUGUGUUCCUUCCUGAGAGUCAGGCCUCAGCCAGUCUCUAUCGUGAACAUGUGCCAUUGUGCUAUUUCUUUUUUUUAAAAAAAUGACAAAGCCGUCGUAGAAAUAUGUGAUUGAGAUCCAUGGCCCCUUCCCCAAAGGCUCUGGGCCUCUGACUGCCUCGUGUUGCCUCACAGGUAUGUGGAAGGUUGGGGGAGGCCAUCCUGCUGCCUCUGGGCCCUUCUUUCUGUUGGCCACUGACUGCCAUUGCCCCUGUGUAUACACAAUCCCUGAUUGUGUACAGACUCUGCCUGUGUCGGCGCUGUCUUCAAAAUCGGGUUAGGUCUCAACGGUUGGCAUAGGAAGAAUUCCGCCAUUGCCAUCUUCAUUGCCAUUCUGGUCUUUCCCUUGUUCCUGCAUUAGAGUUUCUGUGUGUC